Prosopis cineraria is the source of this 1094-nucleotide messenger RNA. RefSeq names its product rhodanese-like domain-containing protein 14, chloroplastic. Gene Ontology annotation, cellular component: chloroplast. The record is from RefSeq and is a predicted model, not a curated record. The coding region runs from base 173 to 961 and encodes 262 amino acids. NCBI's taxonomy places the organism in Eukaryota, Viridiplantae, Streptophyta, Magnoliopsida, Fabales, Fabaceae. The transcript has 6 exons.
ACCAAAAUAUCCACAGCACACGGGCCACAGGUGUUCAUUUAAUCAUUUCCUAGAAACUACCCAAAACUGAGCAGAAGGCAAGACACUUCCAUUAAUUCCAAUAUAAUAUCAAUCUUCAGUUGGGGAAGUUUGAAGAACCAAAUUCGAUCUCGCCCUCCCGAAUCUUCAAACGAUGGCUGCUCUCACAUCAGUUGCUCUUCAGUACUCUUCCUCGUCGUCUGUGCAACCCCAGAUGCAUUCCUCGCCAUUGGUACCUUCUAUAGAACCCACAAAUGACCAUAAAUUGUGGGCGCGAGUGAGAUCACAGAAAUCCACUAGGCAAAGAUUGUACCCACAGAAUAAUCCGAAAGGGUUAAGAAUCCGAAGUGCAGCCACGAAACAAGCGAAAUCACCAGCCGAGGAAGAGUGGAAGAAAAAGCGAGAAGUUCUGCUGCAGAAAAGAGUAAGAAGUAUGGAUGCCAAGGAAGCCCUGCGCCUUCAGAAAGAAAAUAACUUCGUGAUCCUUGACGUUAGACCAGAAGCUGAGUUCAAAGAGGUUAGUGAAAGGGGUGUUCCCGAUGUCUACACCGGCAAGAAUAAAGAACUUUUCAAGCUGAAUACGCAGGCCCAUCCUCCCGGGGCUAUCAAUGUACAAAUAUACAGACUUAUAAAGGAGUGGACAGCUUGGGACAUAGCCAGGCGUGCUGCAUUUGCAUUUUUCGGUAUCUUUGCAGGGACAGAAGAGAACCCCGAGUUCAUACAGAGUGUGGAAGCAAAAAUAGAUAAGAAUGCCAAGAUUAUUGUAGCCUGCUCAACAGGGGGCACCAUGAAACCAUCCCAAAAUCUACCAGAAGGUCAACAAUCAAGAUCAUUGAUAGCAGCCUACUUGCUAGUCCUCAACGGUUAUACCAAUGUCUUCCAUCUAGAAGGUGGUCUUUACACAUGGAUAAAAGAGGGACUGCCAGUUGUUUCAGAGGAAUGAAGCUACUGCCAGGAAUGUGAUUGAAGCAGAGCUUAGUUUUGAACCCCAAGAGGAUGCAGAUAAAUUUAUUCAUGAGAAGUACUGGUGAUGUUAUAUCUUAUUAUUGAAUAUAAGCUAGGGAGUAAUUUGAGAA